AUGGCUCCUGAAUUCCCUACCAAGAAGUGCGGUGUCCUCGGUGCCACUGGCUCCGUCGGGCAGCGCUUCAUCCUCCUCCUCGCCCAGCACCCUCAUCUCACCCUCCACGCCAUCGGCGCCUCAUCCCGCUCCGCGGGCAAGAAGUACAAGGAUGCCGUGCGGUGGAAGCAGGCCGCCCCCAUGGGCGACGUCGCCGAGAUGGUGGUGAGGGAGUGCAAGGCGGAUCAAUUCAAGGACUGUGACGUUGUCUUUAGCGGUCUUGACUCGGACGUCGCCGGCGACAUUGAGCUCGAGUUCAUCCAGGCCGACAUCCCCGUCUUCUCCAAUGCCAAAAACUACCGCCGCGAUCCCCUCGUCCCUCUCGUCGUUCCCACCGUCAACCUCCCUCACCUCGACCUCAUCCCUCACCAGCGCUCCGUCCGCAAGCUCAACAAGGGCUUCCUCGUCUGCAACUCCAACUGCGCCGUCAUCGGCCUCGUCAUCCCCUUUGCUGCCCUCCAGGCCGCCUUCGGUCCCAUCUCCACCGUCUCCAUCGUCACCAUGCAGGCCGUCUCUGGUGCUGGCUACCCCGGCGUCUCUAGCAUGGACAUCAUUGACAACGUCGUGCCCUUCAUCUCGGGCGAGGAGGAUAAGCUCGAGACCGAAGCCCGCAAGAUCCUGGGCCGCCUCGACGAGUCUGGUACCGCCUUUGUCGAGCAGGACGGCCUCCGUGUCUCGGCCACCUGCAACCGCGUUCCCGUCAUGGAUGGCCACACGGCCUGCGUGAGCCUGAGCUUCGAGCGCAAGCCUGCCCCCUCAGCCGACGAGGUCCGUGAGGCCCUCCGCAACUACACCUGCGAGGCCCAGACCCUGGGCUGCCCCUCGGCCCCCGAGCCCGCCAUCAAGGUCUUUGGCGAUGACCAGCCCGACCGGCCUCAGCCCCGUCUCGACCGCGACCUCGGCCGUGGCUACACUGUGAGCGUUGGCCGUGUGCGCCAGGAUGAGGCAGGUAUCUUUGACAUUAAGUUUACUGCCCUGAGCCACAACACUGUCAUUGGUGCCGCUGGUUCGUCGAUACUGAAUGCCGAGGCCGCCAUCCUCAAGGGCUACAUCUAG
Messenger RNA from Fusarium keratoplasticum, 1095 nucleotides. RefSeq names its product Aspartate-semialdehyde dehydrogenase. Gene Ontology annotation, molecular function: aspartate-semialdehyde dehydrogenase (NADP+) activity; NAD binding; protein dimerization activity. Gene Ontology annotation, biological process: L-threonine biosynthetic process. The transcript has 4 exons. Bases 1 to 1095 code for a protein of 364 amino acids. Lineage: Eukaryota; Fungi; Ascomycota; Sordariomycetes; Hypocreales; Nectriaceae. The record is from RefSeq and is a predicted model, not a curated record.